Molecule: messenger RNA, 792 nt
Organism: Apodemus sylvaticus (European woodmouse)
Lineage: Eukaryota; Metazoa; Chordata; Mammalia; Rodentia; Muridae
Product: carcinoembryonic antigen-related cell adhesion molecule 3-like
Exons: 4
Coding region: 1-792 (263 amino acids)
Biological process (GO): T cell activation
Cellular component (GO): external side of plasma membrane
Source: RefSeq, a predicted model, not a curated record
AUGAUGGACUCUGUUGCACUUUACUGUAAAGACUGGACCUCCUGGCAGGGGCUCAUGCUCACAGUCUCCAUUUUAACCUGCUGGCUGCUUCCCACUACUGCCAAGAUCACCAUUAAAUCAAUGCCUCCCAUUGCUGUUGAAGGGGAACAUGUUCUUCUGUUUGUGGAUAACCUACCGAAGAAUGUUAAAGCCUUUUCCUGGUACACAGGAGUUACAGCGCUCAAGAGUUGUGAAAUUGCAAGUCACACCAUAGCUACCAAUUUUACUGUGGUGGGACUUGCACACGGUGGUAGAGAGACAGUAUUCAACAAUGGAUCUCUGUUGAUCAAGAGUGUCACCAGAAAAGACUCAGGACACUACACUCUACAAAUACGUGAUGCAACCUUAAGACCUGAAAUAAUACAUGCAGAAUUCUUUGUACACAGCCCACUUUUAGGGUACAAGAAGCAUCUUACACCUUCCCAACUCAUAAUAGGGUUGAUCCCACCAAGGGUUGAAGAAAACAACAAUAUUAUUCUUCAGGUUUUUAACAUGCCGGAAAAACUUCAAGGCUUUGCCUGGCACAGAGGAGUACUUCCACUUAGCCAUUUGAAGAUAGCAAGCCAUUCAUUCCUCACCAACUCAACCAGGCUGGGGCAUGCAUAUUCUAACAGAGUGAAAGUACGCAAUGAUGGAUCCUUGCUUCUCUUGAAUGUCAAGAAGAAAGACACAGGGAUUUACACCCUACGAACCAUAUCUGUGGAUUUGAAAUCAGAAUGGGCCAUUUUGGACCUCCAAGUAAACAAACCUUGA